Molecule: messenger RNA, 1367 nt
Organism: Sebastes umbrosus (honeycomb rockfish)
Lineage: Eukaryota; Metazoa; Chordata; Actinopteri; Perciformes; Sebastidae
Product: PR domain zinc finger protein 12-like
Exons: 5
Coding region: 109-1260 (383 amino acids)
Biological process (GO): neurogenesis
Cellular component (GO): nucleus
Molecular function (GO): histone methyltransferase binding
Source: RefSeq, a predicted model, not a curated record
GGUGUCCACCUCUUCUUCUUCUUCUACUACUCUCUUUUUUAUCGCUCCACUUCGCAGCUGCACCGCUGUUCAUCCUUCAGGGGUUUUCUUUUUUUUAUAAUUUGCAACAUGGGCUCAGUGCUACCCGCCGAUGCUAUGAGUCUCAAGUCUGGAUUUAAGUGUCCGAGCCGCUCGCUGUCGGACGUGAUCACCUCGGACAUCCUGCACAGCUUCUUGUACGGCAGGUGGAGGAACGUACUGGGCGAACACCUGGCGGAGGAGCGGCAGAGCGGCAGCAGCGGCACAAGCGGCAGCAGCGGCAGCCCCAAGACUGCGUUCACAGCAGAGGUGCUGGCUCAGUCCUUCGUCGGAGAGGUGCAGAAGCUGUCCAGUCUGGUGCUGCCCAGUGAAGUCAUCAUCGCUCAGAGCUCCAUCCCUGGAGAAGGUCUGGGCAUCUUCUCAAAGACCUGGAUCAAAGCAGGGACCGAGAUGGGCCCCUUCACAGGCAGAGUCCUGUCCCCUGAACACGUGGACCUGCUCAAGAACAACAACCUCAUGUGGGAGGUGUUCAAUGAAGACGGCUCUGUGCGCUACUUCAUCGAUGCCAGCCAGGAGGACCAACGCAGCUGGAUGACUUACAUCAAGUGCGCUCGGAACGAGCAGGAGCAGAACCUGGAGGUGGUGCAGAUCGGCAGCAGCAUCUUCUACAAGGCGGUGGAGACCAUCCCACCAGACCAGGAGCUUCUAGUCUGGUAUGGAAACACCCACAACACAUUCCUGGGAAUCCCAGGAGUUCCUGGAAUAGAUACAGAAGAACAUCUGAAGAAAACCAGGACUGAUGAAUCCCACCCCUGUGACGGCCCUUCCUCCUGCUCUCCACCCACCUGCCCCACCACAGCGUCGCGGAUGCGGUGCGUCAUCUGCCACCGCGGCUUCAACUCGCGCAGCAACCUGCGCUCCCACAUGCGCAUCCACACUCUGGACAAGCCCUUCGUCUGCCGCUUCUGCAACCGCCGCUUCAGCCAGUCGUCCACGCUCCGCAACCACGUGCGCCUGCACACCGGAGAGCGGCCCUACAAGUGUCACGUGUGUCAGAGCGCCUACUCGCAGCUGGCGGGCCUGAGGGCGCAUCAGAAGAGCGCGCGGCACAGACCGGCUGCGCACGCGGCAGAAGCAGCAUCCAAAGUGUCCCCUCCUCCGCCCCCACAGAUGACGGCCAUGACCCACCAACACCACCAGAUGCCCACCAUGGUGCACCACAUCCCCACCAUGGUGCUAUGAUGACAGAAUAACACGGAGGGACAGAAGAACAACGUUGCACUUUAGAUGAUACAGCUGUAGUGGAGACAUUAAGGAGAUCCUGAUGAGACUAUAAGGAAAUAAAUGAG